Molecule: messenger RNA, 1452 nt
Organism: Aspergillus mulundensis
Lineage: Eukaryota; Fungi; Ascomycota; Eurotiomycetes; Eurotiales; Aspergillaceae
Gene: hosA
Product: histone deacetylase HOS2
Exons: 1
Coding region: 1-1452 (483 amino acids)
Molecular function (GO): histone deacetylase activity
Source: RefSeq, a predicted model, not a curated record
AUGCCCCGGUCCGCCAUUGUACAAGAGUACAACCCCACUCCCACGCUCUCGGUCGACCGCAAAUCCGCCCAGCACCAACAUGAAGGCAUCGUCGCGCGGCCAGCGGGCUACCGGGUAUCCUGGCACGCCAACCCCGCGGUAGAACUGCACCACUUCGGCCAGUCGCACCCCAUGAAGCCAUGGCGCCUCACGCUCACCAAACAACUCGUACUCGCCUACGGCAUGCACCACGCAAUGGACCUCUACCACGCGCGCGCCGCAACGGUCGAGGAACUCAACGACUUCCACUCAUCCGACUACCUCGAUUUCCUGCAGACGGUGGUGCCGGGUGACAUGAAUGACUCUCAAGCAUCCAAGGACCUGAGCGAGAACAUUGUGCGCUUCAACUUCGGCGACGACUGCCCGAUAUUCGACGGCCUGUUCCAGUACUGCUCGCUGUACUCGGGGGCAUCGAUCGACGCCGCCCGCAAGCUCUGUAACAACCAGGCGGAUAUCGCAAUCAACUGGUCCGGCGGGUUGCACCACGCUAAGAAGGCAGAGGCGAGCGGCUUCUGCUAUAUCAACGACAUUGUGCUUGGGAUACUGCAGCUCCUUCGUGUCCACCCACGCGUUAUGUACAUCGAUAUCGAUGUCCACCACGGCGACGGCGUCGAGCAGGCAUUCUGGUCCUCCGACCGCGUCCUCACUGUCUCAUUCCACAAAUACGAUAAGGAGAACUUUUUCCCUGGCACCGGGCCACUAGAUAGUACGGGACCGACACACCCGCUCAAUCCAGGCGCGCACCACGCCGUCAAUGUGCCUCUCCACGACGGCAUCGAUGAUGACUCCUACGUCCAGCUCUUCAAGGACGUCAUAGGCGCCUGUUUCAAGAAUUUUCAACCAGCCGCUAUCGUCCUUCAAUGCGGUGCCGACUCAUUAGGGUGCGACAGGCUCGGCUGCUUCAACCUCAACGUCGCCGCGCACGGCGCCUGCGUCGCCUACACCAAAACCCUCGGCGUCCCUCUCCUCGUCGUCGGAGGCGGCGGCUACACCCCACGCAACGUCUCCCGAGCCUGGGCGCAUGAAACAUCCAUUCUCAUCGACGCCCAGGACGUAAUCGACCCCGUUAUUCCGUCCAACGUCGCAUUCCGGAACCACUUCGGUCCCGAUUUCUCGCUGUUCCCGCCGCUGUCGGAGAUGCGCAAGCUCGAGAAUAAGAACUCGCGCGCUUACCUGGAUAAGAUCGUGCAGACGAUCACGGAGCAGUUGAGGUACUUGACGGCUGCGCCGAGCGUGCAGAUGUCCGUGAUUCCGCCGGAUCUGUUGGGGCUCAGGGAAGAUACGGAGAAGGAGAUUGAAGAGGAGAUUGCGAAAAUGGAAGAAAAGAGGGAAGAAGAGGGCGAUGGAGGGAAGAGCUCUAGGCGGAGAGAUGCGGAGAAGGGGGCUGGUCUGCGGGGAGAGUUGUUCUCUUGA